CCAGGCUCACUUUCCCCACGAAUCAACAACACCAGUAAACACCUCCAUCUCCAUCCUCCAUCCUCCAUCCUCCAUCUGCCAUCGAGACGUCAUUGCCCAUCGUCCUCGACGCAGAUGAUCGUCAAGCUCUCUGUUAGCUAAGAUGCACCUCGAAUUCCGCGGCGUCAUGGCCGUGAGGAGAUCGACAAGCUUCCCUUUUGUGCGGCCAUCACCUUUGCAAUGUAAGUCAGCCCUCUACGUCGAUGUCUUUUUUUCUUCGCGGUGCCAGCUUCACCUUUCUUGAAGCAGCUUCUCCUUUGUGGGAAAGCACGUAUACGAGACACGGUCAAUACACAACCGAGCCCUCCCAUCCACCACUCCUUCCUCCACGGCAUCCACCAUGUCUUCCAAAUCUGAAUCUAAAGCCCCUUCGUCCUCACAACAACCAAGCCCACACGACCUCAACUGCCUCACAAUCGCCGAACUCGAGCGCCUCGCCUACGAACGCAUGGACAAACAAACACGCGACUAUUACAACGAGGGAGCUGACACCGGCACAACCCUCGCCGAGAACGUGUCCGCCUAUUCGAAAUACCGCAUCCGUCCCCGCGUGCUGCGCGACAUAUCCCAAAUCGACACCACGGUCCGUGUCUUCGGCCACACGAACAGCGCCCCCUUCGGCGUCGCCCCAACUGCCAUGCAACGCCUUGCGCAUUCGGACGGUGAAAUUGCAACCGCUCGCGCCUGCAGAUCCAAGGGCAUAGUCAUGGGCCUGUCCUCCUUCAGCACCAGCACGCUCGAAGACGUCGCCGAGGCCAGCGGCGACAACCCCAAUGUGUUGCAACUCUACCUCUUCGAGGAGCGCGCACACAGCCUCAAACUGAUCCACCGCGCCAAAAAGGCCGGCUACAAGGCCGUUCUGUUGACCGUGGACACGCCCAUGCUCGGCCGGCGCAACCUCGAGAUACGCAACCAGUUCAAACUGCCCGCACAUUUGUCCAUUGCGAAUUUCACCCAGCAGGACGAGGACGACAUUCAGACCGCCCUGGACAAUUCCAGCACCAACGCCAGUUCGUCCUCGUCCUCCCUGUCCACAGACAACACCGACGCACCCAACACCUCCUCACCAUCACCGUCACGCGCACAGCCCAACACAAAGUCAAAAUUAAAACCCAAAUCCGAGAGCGCAGCAGGCUACCACGACGGCCAACGGCGACGGCCGCCCACUGGACCCAUCACAUUCCACACGCAUGCCGCCAACCCGACGCUUUCGUGGGAAGAGUCCAUCCCAUGGCUCAAGUCCGUCUGCGCGCCGAUGGAAGUCUGGGUCAAAGGCAUCGCGACCGCCGAAGACGCGCUAUUAGCCGUCCACCACGGCGUGCACGGCAUCAUCGUGUCAAACCACGGCGGACGCCAACUCAACGGCGCCCUGGCCACGCUCGACGCACUCCCAGAAGUCGUCGCCGCAGUCAACGGGCAGGUCCCCGUGCACGUGGAUGGCGGGAUACGGCAUGGCACGGAUAUUUUCAAGGCGCUUGCACUGGGCGCGGAUUUCUGCUGGAUCGGCAGACCUGUGCUGUGGGGUUUAGCGUACAAGGGCCAGGCGGGCGUUGAACUCUGCCUGAGGCUGCUCAUGGAUGAAGUGCGACUUUGUAUGGGCCUUGCGGGUGUGACAAGUGUGAAGGGGAUAAGUAAAGAGUACCUGUGUCGCGUGGGGAGGGACGGGUUUGUUAGUAGAUUGUAAAGCAUAGGCGAGCUGAAGUGAGCGACAGCGGUGUUUGCAUAUCAACGCGAACUUGAAGUACAAAAUUACUAUACGUGAAGGCUUUCAGUCAACAACUUGGAUAGAAGAUCAGGAGCAGAGCCGCUCGUCGGAUGGAUUCAGCGAUGUAUACCUGGUAUAUUGACGAGCCGAGC
Molecule: messenger RNA, 1896 nt
Organism: Exophiala xenobiotica
Lineage: Eukaryota; Fungi; Ascomycota; Eurotiomycetes; Chaetothyriales; Herpotrichiellaceae
Exons: 1
Coding region: 380-1723 (447 amino acids)
Molecular function (GO): FMN binding; oxidoreductase activity
Source: RefSeq, a predicted model, not a curated record